Molecule: messenger RNA, 2205 nt
Organism: Vanrija pseudolonga
Lineage: Eukaryota; Fungi; Basidiomycota; Tremellomycetes; Trichosporonales; Trichosporonaceae
Exons: 9
Coding region: 1-2205 (734 amino acids)
Source: RefSeq, a predicted model, not a curated record
AUGGCCGACGAUAAGCACAGCAGCGCGGAGCGUGGCGAUGGCGGCAGCGAGCACAGCGAUGCUGGUGGACCUUCGCCUGUGAGGCAGCACCAGCACCGCCCGUCCUCGGCGAGCAGCCACACGGCCGCACACGACCACGACGACGACAACAACCACGACGCCAAAAGGCCAGCCAAGAAGCGCCAGGAUUCAAACGACUCGAACGCGACAGUCGAGACACAGAACUCGGAGGACGGCAACUCGGCCCCGGCGUCCGUCACUGCCGAGGAGGAGGAAGAGGAGAACGAGGACUGUGUCUACAACCAGGGCGACGACGACGACGACGACGAUGACGACGGCGAAGACUCUGACAAGUCGCUGCGCCGGAGGAAGAAGUACUGCCGCUUGCCGCUGAUCAAGCGGCCCGCCAAAGGAGACGACGGGCAGUGGCUGCACAACAGCGACAAGUCGACCAAGUACCUCGGGCUACUGUACAAUUUGGCUGUCGGUGCGGCGCUCGCGUCCUUCUCUGGCAGCGGCAUCAAGGCGCCCGGCGAGAUCCCAGACUACCUCGCCUACUUCAUCCUCAUCUCCACCAUGUGGUGCAUGCAGCUGCACUACGCUCUCCGGUUCGAGGCGAACGACGACCUCCAUCGCGUCAUUAAAGCCGGACAUAUCCUGCUGUACGUGUACGUCGGGGCCACGAGCGGCGGGUGGGACCUGAGCGUGCUGGCGAGCGACCGCGGCCCGUCGAUCGAGGAGGAGGUGGCGCACGACGAGGCCGCGCGCUCGUUCAUCUCGGUGGCCAUCACGAUCGCCGUCCACCGCGGGCUCAUGGCGAUCCAGUACUUGAUUGUGGUCAUCAUCGGGCGCAAGGCACGCCGCCGCAUCACCUCACCGGCCAUCACGAGCUGUGUCAUGGCCAUCUCGUGCGGCCUGGGCAUCGCGGCCGCCGCGAUCCCUGCACAUACCCGCGGCCAAGGCAUCGCCAAGAUCGUGCUCCUCUUCCUCGGCACCUUUGUCGAGCUCGUCAACUUUGGCACCCAGAUCGUGUGCCAUGUGCUGUUGCCCAUCUCGGGCAGCGCGCUCGCGUCAGAGUACGGCUCGCUGAGCCUCAUCAUCCUCGGCGCGGGGUUCACCAACCUCGCUACGUCGUUCCAGACUGCGCUUGGCGGGCUCGCCGAGUCGUCGUCGACUUACGCGCUGGUCUUCCUCUGCAUUGGCAUCAUGUACAAUAUCUGGGUGUUCCUCUUCGCGCACUUCGCCAUCGACGACGCGGUCGACUCGAAGGCCAUCUGGGCAUGGGAGGUGGUGCAUAUCCCACUACACUUCGUCAUGCUCCUGCUCCUCUUCGCCCUCGCGAACGUUGUCGUGACAAACUCGUUCAUCCACGGCCUGAAAGAGACCGCCAUCACCCUGCUGAGCGUCUUCCACCGCAUUUUCCAGGAGACGCCCGUCCCGCCCGAGGUGCAGCGCCAACUGACGUACAGCCUCACCAAGCUCGACCUGCAGGAUGAGUUUGAGGUGCAGUACCAGAUGCUCGCGGCGGCCAACGUCACCGACGUCGGGCGCGCGACCGUCCUCACAUACCAGUACUUUGCGCGUGUGCUGCGCGAGGCGUCCCUCUCGUCAGACGUGUCGCUGAGCUCCGCGACCAACGGGCACCUCGACGCCAUCCUCGACCUCAACCCCAUCAACGCGACUGCCUCCGACGACACCGUGCGCGCCAUGGCGCAGGACGCACUCGAGGGCGUGUUCAGCGACGCGCUGCGUAGCGUCCUCUGGCUCUUCCCUGCCGCUGGGCUCGUGCUCAUCUUCUGCGCCAUCCGCAGCAUGCUGCGGUACCGUUUCGCGGGGAUCGCAGAGGUGCUCCUCCACUGGGCCCUCUUUGUGGUCGGUAUCGCCGUUGCGCUGCUAGGACUCCUCGACCUCGGGUCCAAAAGCGUCACGCUGCUCGCCGACGGCGACACGCUCAAGCCAGUGUACCAUAAUGCGCUGUACCGCCUCGUCGACGUCCACUGCGCGUUGGUUGUCAUCUUUGUCGUGUACUCUAUCCUCACUCUCAUGACGCCGGUCAUCAUGUACUUUGUCGCCCGCUACAAGCGCAAGGAGGAGGACGACGACGACGUCUCCCAGCGCAAGGAUGGGAGGGAGUGUAUCGGGCCCGACGGGGUAGGGUGCGAGAAGCCACAGGAGCAGAGGACGGAGAAGCGCAAGAACCAGUAG